UUACCAUGGCAACUCCAUCACCGAAAACAAGUAAAUAAAAUUGACUGUCAAGAAAUAAUAGUAAAACAAUUGAAUUGAAUUCUCAGAAUUCAAAAGAUUUUGUACUCACGUAUUAAAAAAAAUGAAUUGGGAUGAAGACAUUGACCUUCUAGCUGGGAAAAAGAAAUUUUUUUGUUUACAUUAGAUUCUUUAAACAUUAGCAAUCAAUGUAUUACAUGUUUAUGAUGAUAUGAUUUGUACCAUAUAUGAUUUGUGAAACCUGAGGUCACCAAAACCGAUUUGGAUUGCACGUAGAACUGGAUCUACUAUAAAGGAAUGUUACAGUCAGCUGCUAAGCUGGGUAGAAGAUCUAGUAAUAUUACUCCGCCAUCGCAUAAUAACGAUGAAAUUCUGAAUGUCAACGACUUUGAAAAUAACCCUGAAACUCGCGAAAAACCCAUACAGGCAAGAACAACGGGAGUUUGGGUAGACGAUGGUGUUAAAUCGGCAAAGACCAGCAGAAACACUGCAAACAUUAUCGAACUCGAAAGAUUUCAAAGCGAAACCAAACGGGAUGACGAUGACAUACCCGAAAUUCCAGACAUUGAGGAUUUACAAGACGACCCCUUAAAUCUUCCUGAUGUCAAGCCCGUGGUAACCGUGGAUAAAUCAACUUACAAGGAACUGGAUAAUCAGCUUGGUAACAUACAAACCGAUAAAAUAAAUUUUGGUAAUUUGGGAAACAUAGACCUAUCAUUCUUGACCAACAAACUUUACCCAGAAAAAGAUGUGCAAAGCAAACCCGAAAUCUGGACAAUGGAAAGUCUAUUUAACGAAUUAUCGAGAAAUAACUAACAUUAAUAUUAUAAUUUUAAGUUAAUAUAAUUUGAUUUUAUCCUA
Cylas formicarius (sweet potato weevil) is the source of this 879-nucleotide messenger RNA. Its product is annotated as intraflagellar transport protein 43 homolog. The record is from RefSeq and is a predicted model, not a curated record. Gene Ontology annotation, biological process: intraciliary retrograde transport. The coding region runs from base 316 to 834 and encodes 172 amino acids. The transcript has 6 exons. NCBI's taxonomy places the organism in Eukaryota, Metazoa, Arthropoda, Insecta, Coleoptera, Brentidae. Gene Ontology annotation, cellular component: cilium; intraciliary transport particle A.